AUGUUUACAGAGACCAAAGAAUUUGCUCAGGCGGAACGCGGUAAUGUCUUCCUAAAGCAGCUGCAUGUAUGUUUAGCGCUGUCCUCUUCUCCGGCUUGGCGCCGAAUUCCAUCUCUCCGCGCGCGCGCUCGCGCUCGCUCUCUGGAACGAGCGAACAAGCCAGCGAGGGCGCGCGCGCGCGGGGGUGUCCCUCCUCCGCAGUUUGGAGUUUGUGAUGUGUCUCAGACUCCGCGAGCGCCGCGCGAGAGCGAGACCUGCGGAGCGAACGCGCCGGAUCCUGAAGCGACCGUUACCCUCCAACAGGCGACCUGCCUUUCUCCUUCCCGAUUUCCCCCGUAUUCCCUCACAGUGUUCCUUGCACUAGCGCUUUCUUUCAGCGCCGGCGCACUUUUUGGUUUAUCACAGGUGCGUUUGCUAUCCUUUGACGUACUUUUCUCACUCACUGGGAAUUUACGGACAUCUGAGGAUCGUGUGGAUGCGCGGCUUUGGAGAGAAGCGGAGAUGGAAUUGUUGAUAAUAUGCCUUUCUUUUGGGAUAUUGCAAUGCAGUUCGGUGGGAGCCGACUCCAUCAUUCACAUCGGUGCCAUUUUUGAGGAGAACGCAGCACGGGAUGAUGAGGUGUUUCAGUUGGCGAUCUCUGACCUCAGCCUCAACGAUGACAUUUUGCAGAGCGAGAAAAUCACCCACUCCAUAAAAUAUAUCGAACCCAACAACCCCUUUCAGGCAGUCCAGGAAGGCUUCCACCUGAAGCUUCCCCACAGUCUAGUGUCUUCUGUGAAAGAAGAGCUAGGUGGAGGUAUUGAGUCAAGCUGGGCUCGAUAA
This is a messenger RNA of Puntigrus tetrazona (Sumatra barb), 822 nucleotides long. RefSeq lists its product as uncharacterized. The transcript is spliced from 3 exons. Bases 1 to 822 code for a protein of 273 amino acids. The record is from RefSeq and is a predicted model, not a curated record. NCBI's taxonomy places the organism in Eukaryota, Metazoa, Chordata, Actinopteri, Cypriniformes, Cyprinidae.